Molecule: messenger RNA, 1588 nt
Organism: Pocillopora damicornis (cauliflower coral)
Lineage: Eukaryota; Metazoa; Cnidaria; Anthozoa; Scleractinia; Pocilloporidae
Source: RefSeq, a predicted model, not a curated record
GUAAAGGAGGACUCAGUAUCUUUGGAAAUGACUUCGAUAUUGUGGUUGGCGUUUUUCAGUAUAAUCCAUUUUACUGCUGCUGGAAAUAUCUGUCGGACAGAUUGCGAAGUUCAGUUUGUACCGAAAGGAUGUUACAAAGAUAAUGGAAGAAAUCGAGCGCUGCCUAAUUACAUCUACAACGAGCGGGAUCCACGGGCCAAGAAAACCUAUGGUGGCAGAAGAAUUGAUUGGUACAACUGGAAUGAGUAUUAUCCCGGCUUUGCGUGUCGAUGUGCAGAAAAAGCUAAGGCUCAAGGAUACGACCUUUUUGGUGUUCAGUUUUACGGAGAAUGUUGGGCUGGACAUAGUGGAAAAAACAACUAUUUAAAGUAUGGCGAAGAUGUGAAAGGAUGUAUUGAGGACAGUUUCUUGACAUGCACUCCAUAUAGCCGUUACUGUGUGGGUAAACAGUGGCGCAAUAUGGUAUAUCAAAUUGUGGAUGCUACAUGCCCUAAGAUCAACUUCGAAAGGGUUGGCUGCUUCGGAGAUAAACACCAACCAUUCGCAAGACCACUACCAGACUAUCUUUUCAACGACAGGGAUCCUAGCAUUGAUAACUUCAGCGGAAGGAGAAUCGAUUGGCGAGCCUGGGAUAUUUAUUUACCAGAAUUCGCUUGUAGAUGUGCCGAGGCGGCGAAGAAAGCAAAUCACACUUUCUUUGGAGUGCAGUUCUACGGAGAGUGCUGGAGUGGCCUCAACAGCCAUAUGACCUACGACAUCGAUGGCCCACGACAAGGUGGCUGUAUCAACCCGUGUUACCAGCCCUGUGCCCAACACAACAAGUUCUGUGCCGGAAGAAACUUUGAAAACUUUGUGUAUAGAAUAGUGGACGGUUCAUGUGAAGUAGAUAUCAGCCCCGUAGGUUGUUACAAAGAAGACUCUGCGAUUCCCGCCAUGGGAGAAAUCUUUCACAACGAAGCUGCACCAGAUAAGCCAAACUUUGUCGGAAAUAUGAUCCAGUCUGUUGAUAAUUAUGAAGCUUACUUCCCAGAUUUCCUAUGCAAGUGCGCCAGGAAGGCAAGAGAAAACGGCUGGGAGUAUUUUGGAGUCAGAGAACUGGGAAUAUGCGUACGAGGGAAUCCCCCAUCGAAUUACGCCCGACACGGACCGUCCCAGCAGUGUUUUGUGGGAAAUAGUUCCAUAGCUUGUCCAAACGGUUCCAAAUUAUGCAGUGGCUUAAAUUCAGAGGCUAACUACGUAUACAAAGUAACCCUUCCAGGAGAGACCCCAGUAAGAGACGUGGCUCAAGAUAUUCCAGAUGAACGUCCUAAGGCCGUCCCACCGCCGAUCUUUAUGCGAAGCCAAAGGCACCCCAAAGCAAAAGCUCACCUAUAUGGAAAAAGGCUUUUGUGAGGCCUAAGUGUCUCAACACGCGAAACGGACCUACGGGAGCUUAUCAAUUGAUUAAAGAAUGUACGUCAAAAACAAAGACUUCGACAACGAAUAGCUAGCCUUCUUUUAACUUAAAGCUGAUGUAAAGGAGUUACGAGCAACAAGUUAAAUGUAACGAGUAAUGGGUGUAUAUUAAAUUAUAAAAAUUCAGUCUUGA